Molecule: messenger RNA, 2735 nt
Organism: Gossypium arboreum
Lineage: Eukaryota; Viridiplantae; Streptophyta; Magnoliopsida; Malvales; Malvaceae
Product: APO protein 3, mitochondrial
Exons: 2
Coding region: 85-1326 (413 amino acids)
Molecular function (GO): RNA binding
Source: RefSeq, a predicted model, not a curated record
AAAUAUAUAUUAACCAAAAAAAGAAGAAAUAAUUUUUCUUUUGCCGAUGGGCAAAGCCGGGAGGGAAAGGAAACUCACUGGAAAAUGCAGAGAAGUUCUCUGUUAUUACAAAUCUCUCAGCUCCCCAAACUCCAUUGUCGGUUCAAUCAAGCCUACUUUUUCUCAUCUGGAAAAACCCAAAAUUUCCAUUCAUUCCCAGACAAUAGUGGCGAUCCUACAUACUCAGACGUGCCCAAGCCACGGACAGACAAGUCCCAAAGGAAACCGUACCCGACACCCAUGAAAGAGCUGAUUAAAAGGGCUAAACAAGAGAAAGAAUUAAGAAAAUCCCAACCUUGUAGAUUGCUUGAACAUCCUCCCGCCAACGGGUUGUUGGUCCCUGAACUCGUCGACGUCGCUCACCGAGUCUACCGAGCUCGUGAACUCAUCCUCUCCGGUUUGUCCAAACUCCUCCAGUUCAUCCCAGUUCAACGAUGCAGAUUUUGUUAUGAGGUUCAUAUUGGAAAUGUGGGUCAUGAAAUCCGUACUUGUACUGGUCCAAAAAGCGGUUCUAGGAGUGCCACUCAUGUAUGGAGGAAAGGAGGGGUGGGUGAUGUGAUAUUUUUCCCCAAAUGUUUCCAUCUCUAUGAUCGUGUUGGGAAAUCUAGGGUUGUUCAUGAUGAAAGACACAGUGCCCCUCGAAUCCCUGCAAUUUUAGAGCUCUGUAUACAAGCUGGUGUAGAUGUUGAAAACUACCCUUCAAAGAGAAGAACCAAACCUGUAUACUCUAUUGAAGGUAGAAUAGUGGAUUUCGAGUCGGUGGCCGGGGUGGAUGAAAUGGAAACCAACUUGUCUUUUGGGAACGCUGAUGAUACUGAAGUUGAUGUAUUGAGAAGGGAUCCAAAUUCGGAGUUAAAUGCUGAAGAUACCAACUUGAUAGAGUUGAGUACAAGGACAUUGGAUUCAUGGUUUGAAAUGAUAGGAGGUGUGAGAAAGAUCAUGGAGAAGUACAAUGUCUGGACGUGCGGCUACUGUCCGGAGGUUCAGGUUGGUCCUAAGGGACAUAAAGUCAGGAUGUGUAGAGCAUCAAAGCACCAGUCCCGAAAUGGUUUGCACGCAUGGCAAGAAGCAACCAUCAAUGAUCUCGUUGGUCCUAAUUAUGUCUGGCAUGUUCGCGAUUUGAACAGUCCUCCUCUGCGUAAUGAUUUGAAGAGAUAUUAUGGUAAAGCCCCUGCUGUGGUGGAGCUGUGUGUACAAGCUGGUGCACCUGUUCCAGAUCAAUAUAGAAGUAUGAUGAGAUUAGAUGUGGUUCCCCCUGAACGUGAUGAAGUUGAUCUUGUGGCUUGAAUUGCUCUGUUUUGUGCAGUGGUAUUCGAUGUAUUAACAAAGAACCCCCUGACAAAACCCUUCAGUCCUCGGUUUUUACCGCUAAAUUAUUACAACUAACCAAGCCUCAACAACUUAGUCUUAAAGUUUUUAGAUGUGAGGUGUCAUUUUCAUUUUGCAUGCUGAAGUUUCAAUUCCUAAUGUCCUUAUGACACCUCCUUCCAUAGCUGCCCAUUUGAAAUAAGGAUUUCAUGGAAGUGUUGAAGUUGGUUGAGUCUCUGGAACGGUAGGAGCUAAAUGUGGAGGAUAAUAUGGAAACAUCAGGUUAAACGAGGGAAGAUAUUCUUAAGAUGAGCAUAAGGUAGCUUCUCUAUUCAAGUAUAAUAAUUUUUGUACUCUUCUGCUGUAUUUCUUUGGUUUAUUUUUCAUAAGAUAUAAUUCCUAUUAUUUGAGGUGUAAGAUCUAAGUCCUAUGACUAUCUACUAAUCUCCAUUAUAUUCAGUUCAUUUGUUUCUGCAGAAAUGUUUUCUUCAUUUUGCUAGAUAUGAAGUUCCUCUUCCUUAUGGCAAAGGCUUAAAUCUGUAUGGCCAAUGGAUAUGGCUAUGUGUCUAACACGAAUAGAGUUAAUCUUUUAAAAGGUUUUCAUGUAUUUAGGUCUUUGGAGAGUCACACAAAUGUUCCAAUAUGUUCCAGACACAAAUAUUUUAAGAAAAAUGAAGAGUGGGAACAAUAUAAGAUCAUUAUUAUCACAAACCAAUAUCUAACAUUCAUCCGAGUUUGGAUAACAUAGGACAUCUGUACCCUGGAUGAUCAGCAGAGCUAUACUUGUAAUUCACAUUGGUUUUUCAGGUGAGGUUCAAGAUCAAAAGUCGUUGUUUUUACCUUUUUCUUUGCAUGAGGUUGAGAUUGAAUAUAAGUAGCAGAAUGUCUUCAAAUUCAUUCAAGAAAGCAACCUUUUGGUUGACCAGCAAUUCUUUUGAUGGGUAGUCUGUUGUCAUUGUUUCACCCUGUGACAUUGUCAUGCAGCCAUUGCUACUUCAAUUUCUAGCUGUUGAAAACCAAAGGGUUCAUUCAUGUUCUUAGAGAUUUAACAGGCUUAGCGGACGGAGCCAUUUCCAUCCAAAUGCAGGUCUCAACUCUGUUAUGUCUAGGGUUGAGCAAAAGUGACUUAACCAAGCUAUCCGAGUAAAAUGGUUGGAUCAUGUGGGUUGAGUUAUGAUUUUUUGUUAGAAUUCGUUGGUUUUGUCGGUUACCAGUUUAGAAAGUGACUUCUCUGCAGUUGUAUCAAACAUGAAAACUAAAAGGGUAGGUUUGUUUUCUGAAAAGCAUUGUAGAUUCGAUGUGAAAUAGUGAAUUUAGAAGUUUGGUUUAUAGUUUUACUUUAAUUCCCAGCACAAACGAGUGUUGAAAUUUGGUGCAUUUGACUGCUA